AUGGGACUCAAAAUUGACCCUGCAAAAGCACCAAAAUUGAAUCUUUUUGGGUGGAAUAUCGGGGAGCGACAAUUAUCUUCAGGCAUUAGGCCGAGUGCUGUGUUGCCGAUUGUUGAGAUCAUCUCCUUGGAGCACCUGAGAGCCUUGGCAGAUAUCUACUUCGCAAAAGUGGACCCGUGCUAUGGAUUUCUUGACCGUCAAUCUUUCUUUGAACGCCUCGACACACGGUGGCAGUCGCCUCUGAUACAUGAUCUGUAUGACAGUGUACUCAGUGGCGUUGCUGCCAUUGGCUGUUUGUUCUCACAGCGCGACAUUUCAAUCACCGAAUUGCAUCUGGUAUCUUGCGCUAGAUCCGUUCUGGACAUGCAUGAUCUAUCCGGUGUCCCAUCUUUGGAUCUUGUCACCGGGUGGGUACUUCGCACAGUCUACUUACGAAUGACAGCCUCCCCUCAUUCAACGUGGAUGGCCAGUUCGACGUUGAUGCAUCUCGUCGAAGCCUCGGGUUUCCACUUGGGCACUUACGACACCGUCUUUCCACGCAACAGCGCACAAUGCAAUUCGGACCUCCGAAGGAGAAUAUACGGAGUAGCGGAACAUCUGAACAUGUGGACAUCUUUCGAUCUCGGUCUUUCCAGGGUGUCAUUUCAGAAUGAUAUGCCUCUGUCUCUGGUGAAGACGCGGCCCGGGGACUAUACCACGGAGUUGCUAAGUCUCUUACCUAUCUCUGCCAGUUUGGAUCCAGAAAAUCCUCAAGACGAAACAAAUCUCGAAUCGUCGCUUUCUCAAAUCUUGGAUGGGGCGCAUACGCAGCCACCAUCCGUCAUGGCACAAUGCAACCUGGUUCUUUGCAUUCUUCGCCGAAUCCAUACACAGAAUCUCGAUAUCUCCCCUACUCUCAUGGAUCGAGUCCUGGCCUUACUGAAGAAAGCACUUGGCUGUGCACGUACGAUGGUUUUGGACUGCUCGCCAUGGCACCAGGUAGCGAACGUGCCAUUCCAUAUCACCUGUGUUCUCCUCGUAGUAGACACUCGUUCAUCGCUGGCGAUGCUUCCUGAAGCCAUGCAGACCUUGAAGCUCAUCGCCUCCACCUACGAUACGGAAACCAUGAGAGAGGCAUGGAGUGCCGCCUGUCUAUUGGUCAUGCUUCACCAACAACGCAGAAAGGAGGAUGUCAACAUCUUCAGCCAGGCUCUCGACACGUACCACCAGGAAGCGCAGAUUGAAUCACAGCAGCUAGAGCCCGGCCCUAGUGCGGAGGAGUAUUCUUGGCUUGGAGCGCUGGUUGCGGAUUUACCGGGCUUGCAAAGAGUUGAUCUCGAUCAAUUUCUCAAUACUGACAUGAUCAAUCCUACUCCCCUCAUGGGAGAUGAUUCGGUGCCGGGGUCGUGA
Penicillium riverlandense is the source of this 1389-nucleotide messenger RNA. RefSeq names its product fungal specific transcription factor domain-containing protein. The coding region runs from base 1 to 1389 and encodes 462 amino acids. Gene Ontology annotation, molecular function: DNA-binding transcription factor activity; DNA binding; zinc ion binding. The record is from RefSeq and is a predicted model, not a curated record. Lineage: Eukaryota; Fungi; Ascomycota; Eurotiomycetes; Eurotiales; Aspergillaceae. Gene Ontology annotation, biological process: DNA-templated transcription; response to xenobiotic stimulus. The transcript has a single exon.